AUGGAUUCCUACACUCAAAGCAGGCAUGUCAUCCGCGUGCGACUGCAGAUAAAAUCGGUGAAGUUUUCGACACAAUGCCUGAACUCAACAUCUCACCGUUCACGUGUCAGUCUCACACCAGCAGCAUCCGAAAGUUAUAGAAACACUUCAUACUUUCAAGCCGAAUGCCCGCGUUUUCUAUGCAAAGGUAAUCAGAUCGAGCAGGGCACAUGGAGCGAGCUGAAUGGAAUGAGCUCAGGCCUAGUCUCCGUGAUGGCAUAUGGGAUUUUGGAUAUGAAGCCGACGCGCCUCCCUGGCCAUCCACCGAUUGAGUUAAGAAACUGGCGAGCCUCCACUAUCAGUUCACUAUUCGGUGUUAUCAAUGGCGCUAUAUCGGAGGGUAUCUGUGGCGCACCUAUUGCGAAUUGCGAUACAGGCGGAUUCGGCGGCUUCUUUCAUUUAUUUAGGGGAACCAAUUGUUUGACUGCACACCUAGAUGAUUUGGUCGCUGAAGGAUGGCAAAUAGUCUAG
Penicillium verhagenii is the source of this 510-nucleotide messenger RNA. RefSeq lists its product as uncharacterized. The transcript has a single exon. The record is from RefSeq and is a predicted model, not a curated record. NCBI's taxonomy places the organism in Eukaryota, Fungi, Ascomycota, Eurotiomycetes, Eurotiales, Aspergillaceae. Bases 1 to 510 code for a protein of 169 amino acids.